AUGAAGGACAUGUCACACGAUGGAGACGGCUGGGAUCAUCACGGCCCGCCACCAGAUCACGAUCAUGACCUGCCGCCUCCGCCGCCUCACCACACCGAUGAAGAUCGCGAACACCGCCGACCACCGCCUGGUCACGAGCGAAGACCACCACCACUACCAUGUAACGGUACAGAGCGUUUCCCUCCUGGCCAACACCAUGAGCAUGGGCCUCCACCGCCGCCAGAUCGCGAACAUGGUCCCCACAAGGGCGGACCUCAUCGCGAACAUGGCCCCCCUCCACCUCUGCCUACAGGUCACAUCUACAGGCCCUACCCGCCGCCACCUCGUAAGGACCGACCUUACAAGGGACCCGAACGACCCUCGCAUCCUAAAAAUCACCAUGGCCCACCCACAGACGACGGUAAACGGCUACCAACAAAGCAUCGUGACCCACCACCGGUCCAUGAGGAUCAUCGUAACUACUUCGAGUCCAUAGAACUGCGAUCGAAUCUGAAACGACGAGUGCAGCAACCGCUCAGAGAAGCCAUUUCCCAAGACAAGGAACCUGUGGGCUAUCUACAUACCUACGUCCCCAAACAUCAUUUACGACUGCUCUACAUCGACGGCCUCUCUGCAGGCAAGACAGCCAACGGCACGCUCGACUCACAAGACCGUCUACUCCUCAACCUGACCGCAGAAGACAUCGGUGGACCAAUGGGCGGGGAACAUAAGCGCGCCCAGGGCCUCUGUGAGCUCGCUGCCACAAUCUGGGAAAACAAGGUUGACGGGAUCUUGCGACUGGAAGGCGGAUUUGAGAUAAUACUCUGCAACUUUGAGAAUCAUCUGGAACGCACUGACGUCGUCAGCGUCACCGCCGAGGGAAGGCGGAAACGAGGUCCAAUGGGCAACUGGCAGUACAUCAAAGCAAUCACGUCUCGCUACCACGGCAUCGGUGGGAACAGAGUGCACAUCGACUACGACAAAUUUGUGAGCGUGUUUGCGCAGGGGAACAUCAAAGGUCUGUGGGACAACGACGUGCAGUCAGACCACCGCAUGCCGCGCCUCACCAACGUAUCGCCCACGAUCUUACACAAGAUCAAAGACGACGUCACCGCGCUCAUCCUCUCCAAAGACUGGCAAGACGACAAGGGAACAGACUGGCAAGCCACCACCGACAUGAUCCUAUCACGCUACUCGCACCCACUGCACCGCAUAGCCACACACACCUCCUUCCGCACCGAUAAAAACGAACUCGCCACAUACCUCACAAGUCUCCUCAAGCCCUUCAUCGACACAACAGCCCGCAACGCCUCCCUCGAAACCUCCCGCUGCACGUCCCAACUCCUCCCGCCCCUGCCCUCGCUCUUCACCAGCCCAGGCGCCGUAGCCCCACUCGCGCACCGCGCCCUGCACGCCGUGCAGUCACGCAUCUGCGACACGCUGCUGACCGCUCUCUCGAUCGCGAGCGCGCCUCCGCCAACGCCACACUCGCGCUUCAGCGCCACGCACGCCGCGCACGCCGCGGACGCAGUCGAGCUGGUCGGCGAGCUGGUGCUGUGGCUGCAGUGGACGAGCUGGAAGGAAUGCGGCGCCUGUGCAGAUGACGAGGUGUGCUUCGUGCCUAUUUGGCCCAGGGGCAGCGUUGAGGAUCACAAGUCCCCGCGCUGUAGAGGACAGGGGGAGGUCGAGGGGAGGGGCGGGUAUUGGGGAGUAAGGAGGCGGCGGCGGCCGCCGCCGCCCACUAAGGAGAAAAAUAAGGGAUGGGCUGGGUAG
Messenger RNA from Ascochyta rabiei, 1752 nucleotides. RefSeq lists its product as uncharacterized. NCBI's taxonomy places the organism in Eukaryota, Fungi, Ascomycota, Dothideomycetes, Pleosporales, Didymellaceae. The transcript has a single exon. Bases 1 to 1752 code for a protein of 583 amino acids. The record is from RefSeq and is a predicted model, not a curated record.